Molecule: messenger RNA, 315 nt
Organism: Orbilia oligospora ATCC 24927
Lineage: Eukaryota; Fungi; Ascomycota; Orbiliomycetes; Orbiliales; Orbiliaceae
Exons: 1
Coding region: 1-315 (104 amino acids)
Source: RefSeq, a predicted model, not a curated record
AUGGCGAAGCCGCCAAAGAUCGUGGUAGAGAGUCCGAUUGACCAUACAGCUUUAGCUCAGGCACUCUCGGAUGAUGACGAUGAUUUGUCAUUCUUCACAUCGCUGGCGAGCGCUGCCUCCACGCCAUUAAAGCUCAUUGCCAAACGACGCUCCCUGGAAGCCCCUAUCAUUUUAGACACUACACGUCUUAUGGCUGCGAAUAUACGCCCAUUGAACUUCUCUCGCCGGCGACAAACUGAACAUCGACGUCAAUCACCCUCCCCAACCAAUUCCGCUUCUCAGGCUGAGCACAGAGACAAUUUCCUAAACCCCUAG